Symbiodinium sp. CCMP2592 is the source of this 1071-nucleotide messenger RNA. The record is from the annotation of a GenBank genome assembly. NCBI's taxonomy places the organism in Eukaryota, Dinophyceae, Suessiales, Symbiodiniaceae.
AUGGGAAGCAUGAAACUGUCCUUCUCCUUCGCCAAGAAAGCUGAGCCGAAGCGAGUCGUUGCAGCCCUGUCUACCAAGCCCAAGGAAGAUGAAGGCAGAGAAAUCAUCACCUCACUGGAGGGCGGCGAAGUUCAGAUAGAUGGUGCGGCAGAGGCCGCAAAAGCCUUCACCAUCCCCUGCAAGAAUCCGCUGGAGGCCAGCAAACUCCGACUUCGAAACACGAAGCCGGCAGAAGCCGCGGAGGCUGCACCGAAAGAAUCCGAAGCUUCUGCUGCCAUCGAGGAUGGCAAGGGUGGGCUCGUUAUCCCAAACAUGCAGAAGCUGUCGGACGAUGAUGCCGAAGCCAUGCGGGAACUCCUGAAGGAGGCCGUACAUGGCGAAGGCGAGUCCGUCCGAGAGGUGGCACCGAUCCUCAUGCGGGAAAACUCCAAGAAAGCAAGAGAAGGCGGUGCAGAGGAUGUCACUCGCGACUCCUACGAGAGGGUCCCCGUGGAGGCGUUCGGCCUGGCCCUGCUCCGCGGCAUGGGUUACGACCCCGAGAAGCACAAGACAAAGCCCAUCUACCACGACAAGCAAAGAGAUAACCUUCUGGGCCUUGGAGCAUCGCCUUUGCUGCCCUCGGAGAAGAAGCCUCCACCAGGGAAGCGAAAGGGCCCCGAUGCCGCGGCGGCCGAGAAGAGGGCUCGACCGGACUCGGCGGGUGAGUCCCAAGGUGACAUUUGGCCCUGCCGGGGCCUCGUGGUCCGGAUCACCAGCCGCGCUGCGGAGCUCAAGGACUUCGUCGGCGUGGAUGGGGUCGUGCUUGAAGUUGACCCAGAGAGGCAGCGCUGCAAGGUCAAAGCGCGCAGUGCAGCGGCAAAGAAGAGCCAGGUUCUCCCCGACAUCCGCAUUGCUGACCUCGAGCCUCGUGUCAGCGGACAGUGCCAGGAGGUUCAGAUCAUACGGGGCCCCAAGAAAGGAGAGGUCGCCAAGCUCAUCAAGCGCGACGUCAACUCGGGAGAGGUCGAGGUGGAGAUUAAUGGGUCGAACCAGACGAUGCCAAUGCAGAGCGUGUGCCAGUUCAUGGCGUGA